Cucurbitaria berberidis CBS 394.84 is the source of this 3770-nucleotide messenger RNA. RefSeq names its product P-loop containing nucleoside triphosphate hydrolase protein. Bases 224 to 3511 code for a protein of 1095 amino acids. Gene Ontology annotation, molecular function: ribosome binding; GTPase activity; GTP binding. The transcript has 4 exons. Gene Ontology annotation, biological process: cytosolic ribosome assembly. The record is from RefSeq and is a predicted model, not a curated record. Gene Ontology annotation, cellular component: ribonucleoprotein complex; cytosol. Lineage: Eukaryota; Fungi; Ascomycota; Dothideomycetes; Pleosporales; Cucurbitariaceae.
CACCGCACCCAGCCCGCCAGACUCGCCUUUGGCAGCAAACCUCAGUUCAGCCUUUGUUGCAAGGACACGACGUGGUCCAUUCUGCCCAAUACUAGCCCACACGCUCCUUGUCAUUUGAUCUGGGUACCGUGUGAAACGCUUCCCACUGCAUCGAGGCACCACAUAGCGCCGCAUUCGCGCCCGCCGCCAGUUUCAGAAACACCAAGGCCACCCCGUCGCCAUUAUGCCUGUGGUCCCCAGCGACAAGCUGGUCUCGCUCCAGCAGUCGCCCGAAGGCAUCAGAAACAUCUGCAUCCUCGCGCAUGUCGACCAUGGCAAAACCUCCCUCACCGACGCCCUCAUCGCCACCAACGGCAUCAUCUCCCCCAAGCUCGCCGGCAAGAUUAGGUUUCUAGACUCGAGACCGGACGAGCAGCUGCGCGGCAUCACCAUGGAGUCGUCGGCCAUCUCGCUGUACUUUUCGCUCUUGCGCCGCUCUGCCCCAGACGCGCAGCCCGAACACAAAGAGGUGCUCAUCAACUUGAUAGACUCGCCAGGCCAUGUAGACUUUAGCUACGAGGUCUCUACCGCAUCGCGUCUCUGUGAUGGCGCCGUCGUGCUCGUAGACGCCGUCGAAGGCGUAUGUAGUCAGACAGUGACCGUGCUGCGCCAGACAUGGAUCGAGAAGCUGAAGCCUUUGCUCGUCAUCAACAAAAUGGAUAGGCUAAUCACAGAACUGAAAAUGAGUCCAGCAGAAGCAUACACACACCUGAGCAAGCUGCUCGAACAGGUAAACGCCGUCAUGGGUAGCUUCUACCAAGGCGAGCGCAUGGAAGACGAUCUUCGCUGGCGCGAGAAGAUGGAAGAACGACUAACGGCAGUGGCUGCCGACAAGGCGGACACAAGACCAUCCACCAUGCUAGAAAACGGUGACAGCAUAGAUACCACCAGCACCCCGGCUGAGUACGAGGAAAAGGACGACCAAGACAUUUACUUUGCACCAGAGAAGAACAACGUCAUCUUCGGCAGUGCCAUUGAUGGCUGGGCCUUCACCGUGAAGCAGUUCGCGGGUCUCUACGAGCGGAAGCUAGGUAUCAAGCGCGCCGUGCUUGAAAAGGUACUGUGGGGCGACUUCUACCUAGAUCCCAAGACGAAACGAGUGCUCGGAUCCAAGCAUCUGAAGGGCCGACACCUCAAGCCCAUGUUCGUCCAGCUAGUUUUGGACAACAUAUGGGCUCUAUACGAGGCUACCACUGGAGGUAACAACGGGAAGGGAGAUCCCACAAUGGUCGAAAAGAUCACCAAGUCGCUCAGCCUCAAUCUCCCAGCGCACAUCCUUCGAUCGCGCGACCCGCGUGCGCUCUUGAUGGCGCUCUUUGCGGCUUGGCUUCCCCUUUCGACGGCACUCCUAGUGUCAGUCACCGAGUAUUUGCCUCCACCCUCGAAGGCGCAGGCUGAGAGGAUGCCCGAGAUCAUAGACACCUCACCAGGCGCUGAUUACGUUGCUCCCGAGGUCCGAGAUGCAAUGACCAGCUUCAAGACGGCCAAGGAUGCCCCUGUUGUUGCCUACGUGAGCAAGAUGAUUUCCGUACCCGAAAGCGAGCUGCCGCAGAACAAGCGCAGAGGUGGAGCUCUGACAGCCGAAGAGGCAAGAGACUUGGGCCGGAAGAAGCGAGCAGAAAUAGCACGACAGCAAGCCGUAGCAAAUGGCGAAAGUGCAGAUGUCGACAGUGUCACCGAAGCGCUCAGCUCUGCUGCCAUCGGCAAAACAGAGACGCCUGAAGAAGUAACACCAGAAGCAGGAGAAGAAGGAACGGAACAUUUGAUUGGCUUCGCUCGAAUCUUUUCGGGAACCCUGAGCGUUGGAGACGAGGUCUAUGUUCUUGGUCCCAAGUUCACGCCCGCGAACCCUCACGCUGCCCCAGAGCCGAAGAAGGUCAAAGUCACAGCGCUAUACCUAAUGAUGGGUCGUGGUCUAGAACCCCUAACAUCCGUACCCGCCGGGGUUGUCUUUGGGAUUGGUGGGCUUGAAGGGCACAUACUCAAGUCCGGCACACUCUGCUCACAAUUGCCUGGAUCUGUAAAUCUUGCUGGUGUUCAGAUGGGCACACAACCUAUCGUCCGCGUUGCGCUGGAGCCUGAGAAUCCCUACGAUCUAGACAAAAUGAUCAAGGGACUGAACCUGCUGGUGCAAAGCGACCCGUGUGCCGAGUACGAGCAGCUGCCGAGUGGAGAGCACGUCAUUCUCACAGCAGGCGAACUGCAUCUCGAGCGCUGUUUGAAGGAUCUUCGAGAGCGCUUCGCAAAGUGCGAGAUUCAGGCGGGCGAGCCCAUCGUACCAUACAGAGAAUCGAUCGUUGCUGCAGCCGAGAUGAACCCGCCCAAGGACCCGAACCUACCUCGAGGAACUGUCAUUGGCGAAACCGCAAGUAAACAUGUCUCCGUACGUCUACGAGUACGCCCGUUACCCUCCAGUGUGACCGACUUCCUCGGCAAAAACGCAGGCGCGAUCAAAAGACUAUAUUCAGAGAGAAGAGACGAGGAUGGAGGCCAUCCCCCAGGUGCCCAUGCACCGCACGAGGCUACUGGAGCCGAAGACGAUGGAAUCCAAGAGGCUGAGCAACGAGAGAUUGGGCAGAGUCUCGACUUUGCUGACUUCAAGAAGCAGCUGAAGGAGGCUUUUGCAGAAGCAAAGGGACAGAAGGAGAUAUGGACGGACGUGAUUGAGCAGAUUACAGCGUUUGGACCCAGAAGAAUAGGACCGAACAUCUUAGUAGAUGCAACAAAAGCUGGGAUAUGUGGCAAAGCGCUCCGGGAAUCUGCAUCCCCAGACCCUGACACCGAAACGCACUCGGAUCGCGCCAUCACUGCACAUACAUUUGCCUCGACAAUAGCCUAUGCCUUUCAGCUUGCAACAGCACAAGGUCCUUGCUGCGCAGAGCCCGUUCAGGGUGUGGCCGUCUUUCUCGAAGACGUGAUCCUCAAUAUACCUAACGACGAGUCAGCACAAGACCGUGGUCGGCUUACCGGCGAGGUCAUCAAAGCGGUCCGCUCGAGUAUCCAUCAAGGAUUCCUAGACUGGUCUCCAAGAAUGCUGCUGGCAAUGUACUCGUGUGAAAUUCAGGCGUCUACGGAUGUUUUGGGUAGGGUCUAUGCCGUGCUUACAAGAAGGAGGGGAACCAUACUUAGCGAGACGCUAUCCUCCACCUCCUCCGCCUCCACCACAGGAAAUCAAACAUUCACCAUCCUCGCCCACCUCCCUGUCGCCGAGUCCUUUGGCUUCUCGGAUGAAAUCCGUAAACGGUCGUCUGGCUCUGCUUCGCCGCAAUUACGCUUCGCGGGCUUUGAGAUGCUGGACGAAGAUCCAUUCUGGGUUCCGUUUACAGAGGAUGAGCUGGAGGACCUUGGGGAACUAGCAGACAAAGAGAAUGUAGCGAAGAGGUACGUAGACAAAGUCAGACGGAGGAAGGGGUUGCUCGUCAGGGAAGUGCUUGUUAGGGACGCAGAGAAACAGAAGACGCUUAAGCGGUAGGCUAGGGAGAAACUUCAAGUCUGAGAGGUCGUGUGGAGACAUGCAUGAAGAAGCCUUAAAAAAGUGGUUCGUGUCAAUUGAGAAUGAGUUGGUGAUGACAUGGAGGGGCACAUGCAACACGGGGCUAUGUGCGUAUAAAAUCUUUACCCAGGCUAUAACCUGCUCCUACUUCCUCAUAUACAUUGCUAGUCUUGAAUAGGGGAGUGUGAAGGACGAAUAGAUUAAUACGACGCCUCGACUCCUCCUAAUACACAACGAG